Messenger RNA from Capronia epimyces CBS 606.96, 999 nucleotides. RefSeq lists its product as uncharacterized. The transcript is spliced from 2 exons. The record is from RefSeq and is a predicted model, not a curated record. Lineage: Eukaryota; Fungi; Ascomycota; Eurotiomycetes; Chaetothyriales; Herpotrichiellaceae. Bases 1 to 999 code for a protein of 332 amino acids.
AUGAGAGCCUUUGGUUUUUACUCACUCCUGCCCAGGAUACGAUGUUUGAGAACCCCCAGCAACACCAUCACCAAGGAGCAAUUACACUCCUCCGGCUAUCAUACCAGACAGAGGGGGAUGCUCGAGAUUCGUCAAUCCAAAGGGCAGUCCGAUGGUCAAUCUUUGUUGACCCCGACCCCAUGGCAGAUCAAGACAUGCAUCUUCCUCGCCACCGAAGUCCCCGACUUCCUUUGUGACGGCGCCGUGUACGGGGAGGAUAAGGUACUCGGACUCGACCGACUUCUGGUGCAGGUCGCAUGCCUCGGCCUCCGUUCAAAAUCAGCCGGCCUUUUUAUCAACGAGGACCCGAAACACUCACUUGACGCCCAACAACUGGAGAAGCUCUCAGAAGAGGCAAAGGCCCUCGAUGACGCGCUUGCUGCGUGGCCCGACGCAGACGCCAACGCAAAUGCAGACGGUGAUGAGUGGAAAGUGGUGCGGCUACCCAUCCACCCCACCCUGGCUCCGGCUUCAUCGCCGACCGUUCGCCCCUAUGGAGAUGCGGUCCAUAGAUACCAAAGCCAUGCCCACGCUGCCAUCUGGAACACGCACCGAGCUGUACGGAUCGCCGUCAACAGCAUACGAACCAGAAGUCUUUCACACCUACUGCGGCAGUGCAGCUCGCCAUCUCACGCUUUAAUUCUCACCGAGCAGCUCCAUCUAUGUCGGCAGAGGGUCGACUUGUCAGUCAGAGAGCUGCGUGGCAGUGUUCCGUUCUUUGGGGAUUUCUCCAUCGCGGCCAGGAAAGGAUUCGAGGAGCUCACGACUGAGAAACGUCUGACCCUCUCUGACGCUAAGAUUGUGCCCAUGAUGGCCGCCCUUCUAGCUUGGCCAUUAAAGGUGGCCCUCAGCACAGAGGCCGCUCAAGGCACUCAGAGACAGUACCUGAAGAGCGCACUCGAGACGGUGGCAGAAUCUUUGCAAGACGCAUCACUAAGGUCGAUUGUUAAGCAAGGCUGA